AUGAACCCUGUAACAGCUCCACCUAAUUAUGAACUUUCCCAACUCACAGCUUUUAUGAAAGCCGAGACCAAAACAUUAGGGACUGUACAGAUCAUGAUUGGCAUUUGCACUUUUUUGCUUGGUAUCGUUUUAUCCACAGAUUAUCUUUCGCCAUUGGUCCUCAGUGGAAUCACUCUGUGGGGAUCAUUUCUCUUUUUAUCUUCUGGUGCUCUGUCAGUUGCUGCAGCGAACAACUCUAAUUCCUGUGUGGUUAAAGCUGCCCUGGGACUGAAUGUGGCGAGUGCCGUGGUUGCAGGUCUUGCUCUCAUUCUGCUUGUAGCGGACAUGAUAUAUGUGUACAGUGACACCAGGAAUCUGGUACGUGUCUCACUGAUGACACAUAAAGUACAAUCUUUGUUAUACGGAAUCAAUGGAGUCCUGUUUAUUUUCUCUCUGCUUGAGUUGAUCAUUUCUAUCUGCCCUUCUGUUUUUGCCUGUAAAGACACCUGCUACACUGAGACCACAGGUCUUUCGGUCCGAUAUGUCACAAUUCCCAAACCAGACAGUGAUGCAGCCGCUCAGGUUGCUGUCAAUAGUUCCUCUAUAGAAGGUGGUCAGGAUCGGUGGUGA
Messenger RNA from Clarias gariepinus (North African catfish), 609 nucleotides. Its product is annotated as membrane-spanning 4-domains subfamily A member 4A-like. Bases 1 to 609 code for a protein of 202 amino acids. The transcript is spliced from 6 exons. NCBI's taxonomy places the organism in Eukaryota, Metazoa, Chordata, Actinopteri, Siluriformes, Clariidae. Gene Ontology annotation, cellular component: membrane. The record is from RefSeq and is a predicted model, not a curated record.